UCCACUUAUAAUUUUCUAAAUACUCUUUUAUGUUCAUUAAUCAUUUUAUUUAUUUAUUUUAUGAUUCUUUACCUAGAUUAAACUUAAUCUGCACAAAUUAUUGAAUCCAUUUCAAUAUAUGUUUAAAUUUUGAAGGAAAUCCAUCUAAAAUUUGAUCUGAAUGUUUUUCAAGAAAAUUAUCUACUGCAGCAGAAAAAUUAGAUGACAUUAACAAGGAAUUAAGACCAUGGUAAAGCCAAGGUUUUUAAUGGUUAACUUAUGCAACACCAUAAGAGAUCGGGUAAGUUCUGUUUCUUCCCUAAACCUUUUUUGUAUUCUGACAUGUCUUGUUGGUUUUAAUUUGUUUUUCAGAAAAGAGGCAGCACUGCAACAAAGAGAGGCUGCUCUGAGAAAUGCAUCAAAGAAUCAUGGAGGUUUUCAAGCAGCGCUUCAGGCGGAUGCUGAGACUGCAAGGGAGGAGACCGAGUCUGCUUUCGAAAAACUACGGCUUAUGACUCAACGAAUGAUACUCACCCCGGAAGAAAUGGAAGAGGUUGUUUUAAAGAGGUGUUGGCUAGCUCGGUAUUGGGGUUUAUGUGUUCGGCAUGGUAUUCAUGCUGAUAUUGCGGAAGCAAAAUACAAAUACUGGUCUAUGUUGGCCCCGAAUCCGAUUGAAGUUGUAUUAGCAGCAGCAGAGAAAGCUAAAGAGGAAACAGACCUCGAUGUAGAGGAUACAGAAGGUCAACGUGACCUGAAGGAACUUUCUGGAGAGGGAAAUAUUGAAAACAUGCUUUUUGUUGAGCAAGGUUUGCGACAAUUGGCUUCACUAAAGGUAGAAGAAGCAUUGGUGGUUGCAUUGGCUCAACAUAGGCGACCAAAUAUGUUGAAAGCUGGUUUUUCAGAUGACCUAAAACUACCAAUUGAAGGGCAGUGUGAUGCAUUUGAAUUGAGUCAGGAGGAGGCUGAAGAUGUAUCCUUUAAACAGGCUUGGCUUGCUUACAUUUGGAGGAGAGCAAAAAGGCAUGAAAUAGAGCCUGACAUAGCUAAUGAGCGUUUGCAGCAUUGGAUCAAUCAUAACUCUAUGACUCCUACCUCACAAGACGCAGUUGAUGUUGAACGUGGACUUGCAGAAAUCAAAAGGUUGGAUAUUGAAGCGCAACUAUGGGAUGAAUCUCGUAGAGAAUUGGAGGAAGAGAUUGGCAAUUCAAACAUACCCGGUCGUUCUGACUUUUGAUAUAGUCCAAGUAGAUUGUUCCAAAAUUUAUUCUUUUCACAAACUUUUCUAAAAUUGAUUUUGUAAUUUAGUUACUCUAAAGAGUAGAAGUGAGCCCAUCAACCCUUUAUAGCUCGCCUUAUUUUAGCCCGCUCCAAAAUUAGUAAAUGUUCAAGUGGAUCAAUGUCAUCAAAUUCCACCC
This is a messenger RNA of Glycine soja, 1394 nucleotides long. Its product is annotated as coiled-coil domain-containing protein SCD2-like. Gene Ontology annotation, biological process: cytokinesis by cell plate formation. Bases 227 to 1213 code for a protein of 328 amino acids. NCBI's taxonomy places the organism in Eukaryota, Viridiplantae, Streptophyta, Magnoliopsida, Fabales, Fabaceae. The record is from RefSeq and is a predicted model, not a curated record. The transcript has 11 exons.